UCAACAGGGGGGCGAGCGGGCAACGAGCGCCAGUCGUGCCGCCGAUCCGACAGACACGCUCGUCUCGAGCUGUUCGCUGCUAAAACAUCCAAAAUAUUCCACCAAACUUGUAUUUUACAUUUGUAACGAAGCGCAAUUAGUACUCAGGUGCUCGCUCGUGCGCGCCGAGUGAAAACAAUACCGUGUGCGCCGCGUAUCAACUGUUCAAACGUACUCAACCCAAAAGCUGGCUUUUAAACAUCAACUGGACCCCUUCAAGUCAAAUUCGUGUGCCGAUGUGAUGUGAGUUAAUUCUAGAUUUUCACCCACAGCGGAAACGGCUUACGUAGACGGCUAGCGGUAAAACGCCGUCCGCGCCGCACGCGAGUUCUUGUUUCAUGUUGGGUAACCGUCGGGUUUCUAAAAAGUGCUUUCGACUCGUUUGAGAACAUACACAAACUUGUAGCGUGAAUUUUCGGGGCCGACGUGCGACGACGAUCGCCCACUUGUGUAUAGCGGCGGAAAAGUUUUGAUACUAGCGCGGUCCCGUUAGAAAGUUGACUAAGUUUGACGGAAUUAUGAACAGUGUUUGAGGGACGGACUCCUCGCAAAACUACGUACGUAUGGACAGUGAAAAGACGGCAAAGUUGAAAUAGUUAGGCGGUGCGGUGGUGUGUGUUUACAAGGGCGCGGGCAGUGCAUGGCGCGAUGAUCAGCGGCGGCUGGGUGUGCGCGCUGCAUGUGCGCACGGCGGGGCUCGGCGGCUCGGCGCUCGGCUCCGACGAGGAGGAGAUCGUCUACCUCGCGUACACCGUCGUAGAUGUGCUCACCAACCAGGUUAUCGGAGAGCGGGAGUACGCGGUGCGGCCGACGCGACGCCCCUCGGAGGAACUGCAGACGGGACAGCCUCUAGACGUAGUUGUACAACAGUUUGAGCAAGGUAUUUAAAAAAUCCAGGUGGACCCGCACUCGCCUCUCUUCAGACUCGUCACAGACGGACAACCUCCGCUCAGACAAUGCCUUCACCCCGAGGCGUGCAGCAAGGAGCUGACGCUGCCUGCGUACUACGCGCGCUUCCACGACCUGAGGAAGGAGUACGUGCGCACGUACACAUUGCGCGCGGUGGCGCCGCCUCGUGCGCAAGCGCCGCCGCCGCCUCCGCCUCCCGACCACCCUACCUCGCUGUUGGAUAUGCUCAACUAUUUAGGUAUAACUCCGUACGCUGGAGAGAAUUUUUACGCAGCUGAAGUUAAAGACAUGACCAGCAUAAUACAAAGGAUAAUAUCAGACGGUUUCCGGUUAGAACUGCCAGAGACCGUGGACUUAGUUUUAGAAACAGGAAUAUGCUCAAAAGACGAUGAAAUAGACGGCAACUGCAUAGUUCGCGCACGAGGUCUGCCGUGGCAGUCUUCCGACCAAGACAUCGCAAAAUUCUUCAGGGGACUCAAUGUUGCAAAGGGUGGAGUAGCUCUCUGCCUGUCACCGCAGGGGCGACGCAACGGCGAGGCGCUGGUGCGGUUCAUCUCACAGGAGCACAGAGACAUGGCGCUCAAGCGGCAUAAGCACCACAUCGGCCCGCGAUACAUAGAGGUGUACCGUGCGAGCGGCGACGACUUCCUCUCGGUAGCUGGUGGAGCGACAUGCGAGGCGGCGGCUUUCCUUUCGCGAGGUGCGCAGGUUAUAGUGCGCAUGCGUGGACUGCCGUACGACGCCACGCCGCAACAAGUUCUGGACUUCUUCACAACGGGAGACGAUCCAGUCCAAGUGUUGGAUGGCGCGGAGGGAGUUCUCUUCGUGCGGAGGGCGGACGGGCGCGCGACUGGAGAUGCGUUCGUCCUCUUUGCCAAGGAGGAGGACGCUCCCAAAGCCCUCUCGAGACAUCGCAAACUCAUUGGCACUAGAUAUAUUGAGCUGUUCAGGUCUACCACAGCUGAAGUGCAGCAGGUACUUAACCGCUCGCUCGAAACGCGUACAAGCCAGAGCAGUACUCCGUCGACGGCGCCGGGAUCGGUCGCCCCCGCGGAGGGGUUGCUCCCCGUGGCCCUUGUCCCCCAACACGUGAUCACGUCCGGCACCGCGAAGGACUGCGUGAGGUUGCGUGGACUGCCGUAUGAGGCCCAGGUGGAACACAUCCUGACAUUCCUGGAGGAGUUUGCCAAAAAUAUAGUUGUUCAAGGAGUCCACAUGGUCUACAAUGCUCAGGGCCACCCCAGCGGCGAGGCGUUCAUCCAGAUGGAUAGCGAGGCGAGCGCGUUCCUGUGCGCGCAGCAGAAGCACCACCGGUACAUGACCUUCGGCAAGAAGCAGCGGUACAUAGAGGUGUUCCAGUGCUCCGGCGACGACAUGAACAUGGUGCUGACCGGCGGCGUGACGCCGGCCACGUCGCCGAAGGUGCUGUCGCCCGGUACGUUGAUGUCCCCCCCGCCCCCCGCGCCCGCGCCCGCGCACCCCGCGCCGCGCCUGCUCGCGCACCACAUCGCGCAGCAGAGCCUGCUCGCGCGCCAGCACGAGAACCUGCUCCUCGCCUCCCUGCGCCCGCCCAUGGUGCCGCUCCUGCCCGCGUACGCGGCGCUGCGCUCCCCCUCGCCGCACCCCCACCCCGCCUCCUACCCCAUCCAGCAGCUGAUGCCGCAGCAGACCAUCCUGCCGACCAAGCGCACGUACGAGCGCGCGUUCACGCCGACGGAGACUACGCCCGCGAAACGUCCCUACACGAUGCCGCAGCAGAUCGCGCCGGGCCUGUCCCUGCCCGUGUUCACUUAUAACGCCACUUCGCCGAUUUUCUCGUACGCGAACUCGACGCCGAUGUUGCCGACGUACGCGAACGCUCUGCCGACCGCGAUCCCGACGGCGCUGCCGACGGACUACGGCGCGGCGCUGUCGGCGCUGCCGGCGUCGAUGAACGCGCAGUACCAGGCCGCGCUGUCCAUGUUCCCCACGUACCCGCUGCUGCCGUGGCGGCUCAACAACUAGACCGCGGCCUAUUUGAAUACUCGGUACCUGAGCUAUUGAAAGGUGAAAAUUCGUGACCUUUUGACUGCGUUGUCACUUCCGUGCCUCACUGAUUCAGAUACGUUCGAUAUGUCGAAUAAUUUUAUUAAACUUGAGACGUUCAGUUAUCGUUAUUUUUAAGCUCAUUAAUUGAUAAAAUCCCUUUAUUUUCUAUACAAUCAUCAAUUGAAACAUUAUUAAUUAUAAGCCAAAUCGAGUCUCAAAUGCCAGAUGAUUGGUCAAUUUUAGUUCCACAUUUCACCACUGUAGGCGCUGCGGUCGCAAACAGCGCAGUACCAACGCAGUCGCUCACAAGAAAGGUUGUGUCCACGCGCCAAGCGGCAGUCGUAACCAAACAGGGUAAAUAAUGACAAAAUAAAAGCUCAAUAACAACCGCGAUGUGCCUUUGACGGAUUUUGAUAUUUUUUUUUCUUAGUAAUAAUAAUGAAUUUAUUAAAGUAAGUUCUAAUCGUGGCAGUUGACAUGCAGCUAUUAGUUAGUACUUAUCGAUUGUUGAUUUAUACACUCUAUGCGUUGUUGAGAUGUCAUUAAGUUUUUAAGUGAAUAUGAAUUAAGAUUUAUAAAGAUAUUUUAUAGGCUUACUUGUGUGAUCAGAUGAUGUUGUGAUUAUAAUGUAAACAUUCCAUGAAAAGACGUGUUUCUGCCAACAAUCCAAGGCUGAGCGAAAGUCUGAAUGAGUACUUAUAUAGGUAUUCGGGACAUUGUAUACUUAAGUAUGACUCGUCAGUACAAUGCACUAAUUAUUAAGUGUUUUUUUAUUUGUUGCGUUUUGCUUCCGCACUGUCUCGUGCUAGGCUUUAGGCUGUAUGAUGCAAUAUUCGUGUUCAGUUCGCAUAGAUAUUAAAUCACGUUUCUAAAGCGUCAUUAUGAAUUUGCUUAUUUUAAUAUGUUAUUUACUAAAUACUUGGUAAGCCAGAUCAUGAAAUCAAAAUGGCAUCAUGACUUUAAUUUGUUUAAAAAUCAUGAUUUAACGGAAAAUAAAUCAAGGUAAAAAUGCAUUCUCGUCUAACAAUUUAUUACAAGCGGACGUUGUUUUUUAGUUUAAGUAAAAUAUAUAAGCUAAGUAUAUUGGCCGAUAAUAUUUUCUAUCAAACCAAAACACAUUGACAAUACGUUAUUCUCGCGUUAAAUUUGGCAUCGAAACAUUCCCACAAAAGGCAUUCCAUUUUCAAAAUUUAAACAUGGCGUUCCAAAUCAUAUUGACAUUCCGUUCGGCAGUUUGGCUUGAGCGUAUGUUGUAAGGUUGGCAUCACACUCCCAAUCCUUUCUCUUCCUUUAAAUCCGUACACAGAAGUCCGUUCACACAUAAUUAUGCAUAUUAUGAUACCCACAUAGCUUAACGUCAUCGUCCUUACCUCACACCACAUAGUUAAUUCAUUUGUCUAUAUUAAAAAUAUAUUUAUAAUACGUAUGUUUGGUAUAUAUGUUUCCGAAUGUUUUGAUAAUCCAUAUCUCGAAUAAAAUUAAGAUAUGAUAUCAAUUACAACGUUCAGUUUGGACUGAUACGAUAUUAAAAUAUUUUUACACUACAAUAUUUUUAUUGCAAAUGACUCGUCUUAAUUUUAUCAUAUUGAGUGAAAUAAUGAAUAAAUGAUUUUCGUUCAAAUAUUCGAGAACAUAUAUUCCAAAUAGGGUUUAAUGAUAACGUAUUAAGAGUAAUACAAAGUUAACGUCAUUGUAUGGUGUUGCUACUGUCUCAAUAAUCACAAACAUAGGUUUAUGGGGCUUUUAGUCACAAAAUACACGGUGUUAUGGCUAAUAUAUGUUCAGAUGUUUCUAAAUCCGUGUGGUGUUGGCAAUUUUUAUAUCGACACACUGUCAGUUUUCAUUACACUUCAAGCCGUCAGUUUUGGUUUAAAAUUCGAAACCACAUCCGAUUUUAUUCGAAAUUUAAAUUUAUAAAUAACGGUAUUUAUUUCCCUGUGCAUUUGUUUGGCUUCUCAAAGAUUUAAUUGCAACUUAAACUCAAUAGCCACAGAAUCUACAAUCCCUCCAAACCUAUAAUUUAGUAACCCAGAUGUGGAUCUAAAGAUUGCCAUAACCACACUGUUAGUAUAAAAUGCAAUGAUGUGUUUAAUGGAAAUAAAAUAAACUGUUGUAAUAUGUAUCCGUGCGGGUUGUGUUAUGGAAAAUGUGCAUGUAACAAUGGUAAGUGUUGCACACGUUUAUGUUUUAAUACUUAAAUAUAUACCAAUAGUGUAGCAUGACUUGCUUUCUGUUAGGGACGGUGGUUGAUCUGUUCUCGUACGGUAAUUGCAAGAAAAAAACGACUUUAAUGUUUGGGCUUGAAGUGCGUUUUUUGACUGUUUUGCAGUUACGAGAGUGGAUAUGUAGUCGUUUUGUGAUUCUAUAGUUAGUGUCGGGUGUAGUGUGGAUUUAAAUCUGGCAGUUGACUGUCAGUCCGAAAUGUCAUACUGACUUGUCAAACCAAACGUUUGCAGUACAGCCGUAAAACUGCCAGCAACUAUACUUGAAGACUGCAAAGAAUCUGUAGUGGUAUAUUGUAAAGGAUUUAACAUGAGGGAUGAGAACAGUUUAAAACAAUAAUUUAAUUUCUAACAAUUUAUAAUCGAUAACAUCUAAUCGAUUGUAGAUAUCACAUUUAUAGCAUCGAUUGUGACAUGGGGCAAUAGCAACUUGCUGUACCACAGGAAACAUUUUGAUCAUUUUUAAUAAGAUAAUAUUCCUUCUUACAUUUUGCAAUUUUUAUAUUUCUUAUGAACUAAUUAAUGCUAUCAUGUUUUCUGAUAUCAUUUAUUGUCUUCUUUUUUAUUAUUCUCUCUUGAUUUCUCUACUUUUCUUUCAAUCAUCAAAAUGCAAUCUUAUACUUGGUAUUUUCGGGUACAACACAAUAAAAAUGUAAGUUUAUGUCCCUUUGAUGCUAGUGACCGUAAAUAAUGAAAUAGACUUCAUGCUCUUCCAAAAAUAAUUAGGAGCCGGACGGCUGUAACAACUUUAACAUUGGAUGCAGAAAUACCAUAUGUCAAGGUAUUUAUGGACAAUACGAUAAAAUCGAUAUCCAAAUUAGUGGGGACUAAGUUAUACUGUGCUAUUAAAUUUAUAAACAAACUACUACCUACGUUUCAUAAAUUAAUAAAUUCGUAUACAGUAUUGUCACGGUUUAAACACGUUCCGGAAUUACACAAUUAAACAGAUUUCAAAAUAAUAAGUGGGGUGCAUUUGUUUACAUUAUUACAAAUCUGUUAAAUACAUUUUAAUUAGUCGAAUUAAGGUUAUUUUUUUACGACCGCGGUUGCCAUCCACCAGCCACUUACUAUCAUUGUCCAUGAUAGUAAGUGAAGUAACGUCCUGCUAGUGUCAACUUACGAGAGGUAUUAACCGUCGCCAGUCGACACAAUUUUGCCGGCCUGUAUGGAUAUCACCGCCUUAACUAUAGAAUCGCUUCCAACGAACCACAUAGCCCGUCCCGCGGAGGUUCUUGCAUGCGUUUUCCGCUUAAACAUUUUCCACAGCACAUCGCGUCGGAUACCUAAUGUAUAUUGUGAAAUGUACACUGAUAGGGGCAGCAUGUUGUAAAAACGGACUUAUCAUGAAGGUGGUAAGACUCAAAACGCAGUCUCCAGUCAUUAAGAGCUUUACUGUUUAGCUUUCCUUCUUUCUAUCUGAGCCAUUCUGUUCGCUUUUGAUUUGGUAUUUCAAUAAAUUUUAGUGUAAACGGGUCUCUGGUCUCUGCUUCUCUUUCUGGGGUGAUAGACAACGGAAGGUUUAUGCGAUGUUUCCGUGAUGCUGAAUAGGGGCGGUUAGAACUGAAUGGACUAUGGGCGUUAUAUUAUCAUCUAUUUAUUUAUGAAUAAAAAAAUCACACGUAAGUAUAACUAAAUCAAUACAUUUCUGUCUUCGUAUUUAUAAAGUCUGGAAGUAUGUGGAUAUUGUUUUUACACUAAAUUUUAUUGAAAUAUCUCAGUGAUUAGUGACUGGGGUCGUGUGGGCGUAGGCGACUUAAAUGUGGGUUGUUCAUGUCAAAUCCGAUAUAACUGGUACUUAUAACCAAUAAAGAUCAUUAAAAUUAUGUUUUUUUUUAAGUGAUAGCUUAUAUUUAGAUAUACAGUUUUGUUACAAACGUAAUGAAUUUUUCUUUUUAUUUUUUAAUUAAUAUAGUUGGCUAAUUUUAGUGUAUUUACUUAAAUAUAAAUAAAUCGAUAAUUUAAAAUCGUUAGAUUGUGA
Manduca sexta (tobacco hornworm) is the source of this 7176-nucleotide messenger RNA. It is a transcript of the gene fus, whose product is annotated as RNA-binding protein fusilli. Gene Ontology annotation, cellular component: ribonucleoprotein complex; nucleoplasm. Gene Ontology annotation, molecular function: mRNA binding. The transcript has 15 exons. Lineage: Eukaryota; Metazoa; Arthropoda; Insecta; Lepidoptera; Sphingidae. Gene Ontology annotation, biological process: regulation of RNA splicing. The record is from RefSeq and is a predicted model, not a curated record.